This is a messenger RNA of Fusarium redolens, 1763 nucleotides long. RefSeq lists its product as uncharacterized. Gene Ontology annotation, biological process: regulation of DNA-templated transcription. The record is from RefSeq and is a predicted model, not a curated record. The transcript has 2 exons. Gene Ontology annotation, molecular function: DNA-binding transcription factor activity, RNA polymerase II-specific; zinc ion binding. Bases 63 to 1367 code for a protein of 434 amino acids. NCBI's taxonomy places the organism in Eukaryota, Fungi, Ascomycota, Sordariomycetes, Hypocreales, Nectriaceae.
CGUCAAGUCUAGGAAUCAGUUGAUUCAGUCACUUUGCUCAGAUAUUCAAGGCAUCUUCAACCAUGAAUGCCAAGGCACCUCGGAAGAAAAGAUACGCUACAAAGGGGAAAACCGGCUGUAUCACCUGUCGGAUUCGGCGAGUGAAGUGUGACGAAGACAAGCCAAGUUGUCAUCGUUGCACCUCCACCGGCCGCAAGUGCGACGGUUAUGACCUGGCUACCCUAGCCCCCAGCGGCAGAGUUCAACUUCGCCCGAUAGUCUCUGGAGGCACUGAUUCUGAAAGUCAGGCAAUCUACCAAUUCCGAACCCGAAUCGCAACGCUCAUCGCCUCUUCUUUCGAUGCCGACUUCUGGACAUACGACGUGUUACAUAAGGCAGAUAGAUAUGCGCCCGUGCGCCAUGCGCUUGCAGCUCUGGCAUCAGCAUACCAGAAAUCUAUCCUUCUUGGGAUCCAAUCCGCUUCAUGCGACAGAUUCAUAUUUUCCCAGUACGAUAAAGCCAUAAAGUCUCUUUACACCUGCUUUCAACAGAGCAAGACCCUCUCUACAGGAGGAAAACUGGCUGCUUUGGUGGCAAACUUUCUCUUCACUUAUCUUUGCUCUUUGCAAGGUCUUCGUGAAGAAGCUCUUAUUCAUCUCAGAAACGGACUAGCACUCAUCAAUGAAUGGGGUGACCUGAGAGGUCAUGGCCAGCAUAUGAUGACGGAUAUACUAGGCCUAUACAUGAGGUUGGAUACACAAACGCGGGUCAUCUCAACAGCCGACUGUGUGUCGCUUUGCUGGGGAGAUCGGUUGAUCCAAUCAUCUUGGGGUGAGAAUUCCGGGGGCAACUCGAUAUGUCCGUUGCUGCGACAGCUUGACGCCAUACACAGCCGAUUGCUAGGGUCUCCACUCAUUUAUGACAAUUCCAACUUUGAUCCAUGUCGCGAACAGUCUUUAGGAAUUUGGGACCUGCGUUUUCAGAGCCUAACUGUUACCUCUCAAGAAGAAGAGAAUCAUGUGACCGCCCUCAGAAUGCGACGGAAGAUGGUUGAAGUGACCAUGAAUAUGUCAAUUAACACAACUGAUGGUGUAAAAAGCACUGUCGAUAUCAAUUGCAAGACCAUUUUGGAUUUGGCGCUCCAGCUAAUAAACGACCUGGGCCUCCGACCUGCCCAAGCUGGAUUCUAUCUGGCCAACGGCCUUGUCGAAGCACUCUACUUCGUCGCUGUCAAUUCCGAGGACUGGGACUUGAGACAACAGGCUAUAGGCAUUUUACGACAAUAUCGGUUCACAGAUGGGGUUUGGGGAAGCAAUGCUGCUGCUGAUUUAGCAGAGAGCCGUUUACAGAGCGAUAUCCACACUUAUCAGCAGCAGCUUGAGGCGUGACGAAAAGAUAUACAUGCCAAUAUCAUAAUAUACAACAGAUUCGUCUUUCUUGGUCUUAUUCUCAUUCUAUACUUGCUUGAAGAUGGUGAUCCCUUGCGGCUCGGGAUACCUAAGGAAAAGCUUGAGCUUCGGCAAGAUGUCAGAGAAUGCCGGUAGCUUCUCCAUAUCCAACCCCCUCCCAUCUCGUCCAUCAAUCUUGAAAGGUCUCAUACUGAGCUUAUUCUGCUCAAUAUCCUCCAGUGAGAAUUGCAGUGGCAGGAUGCAAGCAACUUGAGGCGCCUUUAAAUUCUUGCCUAUCAUUCCGGCGAUUUGAUUCAGCCAGCUUGGAACGGCAGGGUCAGCAAAUGACAUGACGAUGCAGCCGCCGGCCAGGGCCAAAAGAUCAUUUUUGUCGGC